Molecule: messenger RNA, 885 nt
Organism: Parnassius mnemosyne (clouded apollo)
Lineage: Eukaryota; Metazoa; Arthropoda; Insecta; Lepidoptera; Papilionidae
Source: the annotation of a GenBank genome assembly
AUGCUGCGUUCAGCAGCGACGGGCGGCACGGUGGGCCUGCCGCCGCCACCACACGCGCGCCUCUCGCUUUUCGAUUCCUGCCAUCGCAAGAUCCGGCUCAUCGGCGGCGGACCAGUCGCCUUCCUCGGAGGACUUGUCGCGAAGGCGCGGCGCAAGGAGCGCGAGGGCGAGCCGGCCGGCGACCCCAAGCUAUACCUGCAGGAGGCGUUGCUGGAGCGCAAGCUGCCCGAGCUGGACAUGCGCCAGCUGGUGGACCUGCCGCACGGCCUCGACUACAACGAGUGGCUCGCCUCGCACACGCUGGCGCUGUUCGACCACGUGAACCUGGUGUAUGGCACGGUGUCGGAGUUCUGCACAGCGGCGUCGUGUCCCGAGAUGACGGGCCCCGGCGGCCGCGUGUACGCCUGGUACGACGAGCGCGGCAAGAAGACGCGCGUCGCGGCGCCGCAGUACGUGGACUACGUCAUGACAUACACGCAGAAGACGGUCAACGACGAGACCAUCUUCCCUACUAAAUAUGCGAACGAGUUUCCCGCGCAGUUCUCGGUGGUGGUGCGGCGCGUGGUGCGGCUGCUGUUCCACGUGGUGGCGCACCUGUACGCGGCGCACUUCCGCGAGCUGGCGCUGCUGCGCCUGCACGCGCACCUGCACCUCACCUUCGCGCACCUCACCGCGCUCGACCGCCGCUUCGCGCUGCUCGACCACAAGGAGACCGAGGUCCUCCGCGACCUGGAGGUGGCGCUGCGGCUGACCGAGCCGGCGGGGACUGUGGCGGCGGCGGGGGCGGCGGGGGCGGCGGGGGCGGCGGCGGGCGCGGGCGAGUGCGAGGAGGCGUCGCCGCGGAGGCGCUCGCCCGUGGUGACGCAGCCGCUGGGCUCCGCGUGA